CCCCCCGAGACCUGAGGACUGUCUCGCUUAUCUGCUCCCCCGGCGCGGCCCAGGGAGCUGCUGAGACACUCCCGGGAACGCUCGCCCCUCUAAUCCACAGCCAUGAGCAAGCUGGGCAAGUUCUUUAAGGGGGGAGGCUCUUCUAAAAGCCGAGCCGCUCCCAGCCCCCAGGAGGCCCUGGCCCGACUUCGGGAGACCGAGGAGAUGCUGAGCAAGAAACAAGAGUACCUGGAAAAUCGAAUCCAGAGGGAACUCACCCUGGCAAAGAAGCACGGCACGCAGAAUAAGCGAGCUGCAUUGCAGGCACUAAAGAGAAAGAAGAGGUUCGAGAAGCAGCUCACUCAGAUUGAUGGCACACUUUCCACCAUUGAGUUCCAGAGAGAAGCCCUGGAAAACUCACACACCAACACCGAGGUGUUAAGAAACAUGGGCUUUGCGGCAAAAGCGAUGAAAGCAGUUCAUGAAAACAUGGAUCUGAACAAAAUAGAUGAUCUGAUGCAAGAGAUUACAGAGCAACAAGAUAUUGCCCAAGAAAUCUCAGAAGCCUUUUCUCAGCGGGUCGGAUUUGGCGAUGACUUUGAUGAGGAUGAGUUGAUGGCAGAACUUGAAGAAUUGGAGCAGGAAGAAUUAAAUAAGAAGAUGACAAAUAUCCGACUUCCAAAUGUGCCUUCUUCCUCCCUCCCAGCACAGCCAGAGAGGAGGCCAGGGAGAAUGUCAGCCACGUCCUCCACUGCACAUAGAUCCCGAGCAGCAUCAUCCAGGAGGGCAGAAGACGAGGAUGAUGAUAUCAAACAAUUGGCAGCUUGGGCAACUUAAACUAAAAUGGAAUUCAUGGACACCUGAAUUAAUGAGCUGUAUGUAAGACAUAAAAAAUGUUUUUGCCUUGUUCAGAAGUUAACAAAGGCCCUGUUUUAUAUUCACACUGGAUCAGUAAUUGUCUUUUAAGCCUUAUAAAUAAAAGUUACAAAGAAUCAUGUGUAGACAUCCAAUCAGGGAUGGAAAACAACUUCCUGCUAGCAUCUUGGAGGGUCUCCCCAUGCUGAUGGGAAGGGGCAUUCUAUCUUGUUACAUGCUACUGUAUUUCCAGUCCCGACACAUACUAGGUGCUCUGUGUACAUUUGUUGAAAGAAAAUGGAUUCCUGUUAACGUAUAAAACAUGUAACCGUUUAUAUGUCAUGUAAAAGUGAUGUUGUAAAAGUGAUAGCUAGAGAAAAUUACUUUCUUUUCUAAGGGAAUGCAAGUUUGCUGUAUGCAUCUGUUAGGACAUACCUAUCCCAUGGUAAAUGUACAUACACCAUGUGUCUUGUAGGAGAGACUUCAUGUAGGGAAGUCUUGUGUGAGUCUCUACAUAAGUAGUUUCAUUUGAGUUUUGCAGUUUAAAAUCUUAAAGGAGCUUUAACUGACAUUUAUUAUGGCAAUUAAGCCUGGAAUAGGGCAAUGGAUGCACUUCCCAAAAUGUCUGAAAGUGCUAACAGCUUACACUGCUGAGCAAGGAUCUCCUGGGUAUAAUUUAGCCACUUAGGAAGCCAUGUUAACACUCCCAGGCCAUUAUGAUGCUGUUAUGGCUUCCGCAUGCUCAAUCUGUGAAGGUUCAUUCUUUUCUAUUCUGUGCUCUCUUGUACAUUUAUUUACCCUUUACAUCAUAUUCUUUGUAAAUACAUAAAAAUGGAGGCAAUUAAAAGUAUAUGAUGAAUAAAAUUUGGAUCAUAAUUAUUUUCAAAUGAAAAUAAAUGACAAAAUUAUGUAUUGCUCAUAUGUCAUGGACCACAAAAUGACAAAUGUCGUUAUGUAAGAUGUUCUAGUAUUCCCUACUUUUGCUGGGCUACAUAAUGGAAUGGAAAGAACACAAGAGCUGGAGGUAAGAGUCCUGGAUUCCAGCCUCUGCUCUGCUGCUAAUGCAGUAUGAUCAGCCAUGUCAUAAACCCUGAACCUCUGUUUCUUUGCUGGGAAAUUCAAGUGUUGGACUUGAUCUCUAAUCGGUCCAUCCUGCCACAGGCCUUUUGCAUCUGCUGUUCUUAGCAGUCUUCCUGCUAUCCACACAGAUACCAAAUCUUACUUAUUCCAUAAAUUUUAGUUAAAAUGUUCUUUAUUUUGGGAAACUCUUCUUGAUUGCACAGAUUAAAUCAAGUCUCCCUGUUAUAUGCUUUCACAGUACUAUGCUCUCUCUCUAAUCACCUAUCAGGGUUUCUAUUGCUUGAUUGUUUACUUAAUUAUUUUUGUUCUUCCCUGCUGGGCUGGGUAACCAGGAGGGCAUGAACUCUACCUCUUCCAGUUCAAUAGUGCAUCCCAGGACUCAGCACAGUGCCUCAUAUACAGUAGGUACUCAGUAGAUAUUUACUAAAUGAAUAACUAUGAACUUUUUACAUCUUUUGGGCUAUGAGAAAUAACAGGAACUAGAUUUACUUCCCACUCUCAAACAACUAGACAACUGGACAAAAUACAUGAAGUAAUAGUUUACAGAUAGUACAACAGGCAGCACUAGACUGUGAUUCCUGAGAGGGAGACAAAUGACAAAUGAAGUGAACACUUCUGGUGCCUCCUCCCCUGAGACCCCCAACCCCCGCUUACUGCCUUAGCAGGGAAAGCUUAGUAGUCUUACUGAGUAGAGGAAAUCUGUGGGGAAGAUUCCUGCAUGCACACACACACAGAGUUUAAUAAAGCAUGGUCCUGUCAUGAUGUCUAUCUCUUGCUAU
Messenger RNA from Enhydra lutris kenyoni (northern sea otter), 2693 nucleotides. RefSeq names its product charged multivesicular body protein 4C. The coding region runs from base 103 to 816 and encodes 237 amino acids. Gene Ontology annotation, cellular component: multivesicular body; cytoplasmic side of plasma membrane; ESCRT III complex. The record is from RefSeq and is a predicted model, not a curated record. Gene Ontology annotation, biological process: vesicle budding from membrane; late endosome to vacuole transport via multivesicular body sorting pathway. NCBI's taxonomy places the organism in Eukaryota, Metazoa, Chordata, Mammalia, Carnivora, Mustelidae. The transcript is spliced from 5 exons.